Messenger RNA from Monomorium pharaonis (pharaoh ant), 1326 nucleotides. RefSeq lists its product as uncharacterized. The transcript is spliced from 2 exons. The record is from RefSeq and is a predicted model, not a curated record. Lineage: Eukaryota; Metazoa; Arthropoda; Insecta; Hymenoptera; Formicidae. Bases 311 to 1030 code for a protein of 239 amino acids.
CAUUACAAAUAGGCAACGCCAAAAUAAUAAAGUUAAACAUACAAUCAUAAUUGUGAAGAUUGUAUGUUUAGCUUUAUUAUUUUGACAUUGAUUUCAGCAGUAAGCUUAGCAGUGCACAUCUGCAGUUUAAUACGUUACGUUUCCUACCGCUGUGUUGAUAGAACUUUAAUUUCUUGACUAAAAUUUUUUAUUAUAUUAAUUUUUGUAUUCUGAACUUAAUUUUUUUUUAUUUAUUUAUUCAAACAUUUACCUAUUGACUUCAAAUUUCUUGUAAGUUGCUUUUGUGAAUCACUCUUCUGUUUUAACGAAGAUGUUCUACAAUCUUGAGAUAAAGUUUACAUUAGGAUUGAUUGCUGUCUCAGUUAUUAUAAGUCUGGGACAAGCUUAUCCGUCCACUGAUUUCGACGACAAUUCGCCAGCAGGUGUCGAUAAAGACACUUUGUUGAAAGAGCUAAUGGAUUUUGUCAAUCUUCUUCCAAUGGAUGAAGUUAUUGAAAUAAUAGCCAAGUAUGUAACUGAAGACAUAAAAGUACGAGAAGCAUUAGAUUUUAUAGAAACAAGUGAAUUUGAUGAUUUGAUGCGUACUCUUGAAUCUCUUAACGAAUAUCAAGUAUACGUAGAAUUUUUAAAAAAGGUUGGACUCCCUAUUGAGGAAAGCGUAAAGCAGAAGAUACAACAUGCCUUGAGUAUAAAAGAUAAUCCAUCUAAGAUAGAAUCUAAGGUUCAGGUCGGUGACGGAAUGGAAGGAAUGUUCAAGUAUCUUCUUAACGUCUUACCUUUGGACAAAAUUGACGCUCUUUAUGAAGAAAAAAUGAAGACUUCCAAAGUUUAUGGUGAUUUCAUUACGAAAAUUAUGUCGAAAGAGUUGGAUAAAAUCGUCAAUGAUCUAAUUGCUAAUGAUACCUAUAAAAUGUUUAUUACAAAGACCAAAGAAAAAGGAUUAGAAUUCGAAGCAUUAGCUCUUUUUGAUGCAAGAAUGAUUGGUAUUAAGUCAGAAUACGAUCGGUAUCUACACCUUAACGCUAUGUAACAUGCUGCAUAUUUGCUACUUAUCAAAGUAAAUUAUAUGUUACUGUAACAACGAAACAAAAACAUUACUAAUAUAAUAAUUGUUUGUAAUAGUAAUGUAAAAAAUUAAUGUAAUAAUAAUUUUUUUUUGACGAAUAAUAAAUUUGCUACUUUAAAAUAAACUCUUAUUUUAUUUCUUCUUUUUCUUAUCGAUAUACUUUUUAUAAUUAAUUCUCUUAAUUGCUGUCGUUUUUGCUAUCUUUAGAUUAUAACUGUCGCAGCGGUUGUCAUUUUCCUUAUUUUAAGUAAAGAAAGAAU